Molecule: messenger RNA, 3618 nt
Organism: Bubalus bubalis (water buffalo)
Lineage: Eukaryota; Metazoa; Chordata; Mammalia; Artiodactyla; Bovidae
Product: zinc finger protein 501-like
Exons: 3
Coding region: 1104-2477 (457 amino acids)
Biological process (GO): regulation of transcription by RNA polymerase II
Molecular function (GO): DNA-binding transcription factor activity, RNA polymerase II-specific; RNA polymerase II cis-regulatory region sequence-specific DNA binding
Source: RefSeq, a predicted model, not a curated record
GAUCGAACCAGGUCUCCCACAUUGCAGGCAGAUUCUUUACCAGCUGAGCCAUCAGGGAAGCCAAAACAAUCUUUAGCCAAGUGGUUUCCAUCUGUUUCUCAUCAGGAUCAUGUGACCAGUGUCAGGCAGUGACCUCCCCAGUGCCCACCCCACAGAGUUCUGUGUUGGUCCUGUGGGAGCAUCAGUGUGGCGUGUAGGAAGUGCUCCAGGGGAUUCUAAGGGGAGGCCCAGAUUAAGGACGCAGAUUCUGGUCCAUUUGUGAGAGCUGAGGCCUGGCUUCAGUCCUCAGAGAGGCAACAAGUUCUGCUCUGCAUGGGCUUUAAAGGGGCAAGUCAGUGCAGCCCACACACCCCAUGUUAGCAGAAUUUGGGGGGAUUUAUAUGAAGAAAGAAGUGUAGACAACAACAACAAUUCCUAGAUUGUUCUCCACAGAGGAGCUGAUUGUCCUGAAUCUCUCCUGAGACGAAAGACAGGAGAGGUUGGCCUUUCCAGCUUUUCAAGGUCCUUCUGCCUGUGGGGGUGUUGGGAGCAGGCGAAGGAGCUGUGCUGGCGCCUCUGAAGGUGUAAUCUCAUGACGCUGAGGUGAUUCUUACCCAUAACCUUGAGGAGAAAACGACCCAGGGCAGGAGGAAAAAGAGGAGGAAAUGGCAGCUUCUCAGAUAAAUGUCCUGAUCCAGAUCCAGGUCCCCUUUGGAGUAAAGGAAGAAUCCCAGUGCUAGGUGUGAAUGAAUGAAGCGGAUGACACAGCAAUAUUGUCUCAGGACGUCAAGGGUUUGUUCCCAAAGAAGCCGUGCAUAAGAGAUUCAUGUGUGAUGUGCUGGGAAGUUCUGAGAUCUCUCAGGUUGGAAAUUUGUACUUAAUGAAAGACUGGGAAAGUUAAGGGGGCCUGUGAUGUGCAAAAAGGAUAUUAUUUUAGGUGUAACCACAUUGGGACAGCUAUUCAUGAUGAAAAUAUGAUUGCCAAAAGAAAUUGAGGAUGUGUGUCAAACUAGUAAAAGUUCUAUUUGAAGUCAGUAAGUCUGGCAGAAAAAUAUGUUUGUUUUAAGCAAGGACCCACAUGACUUAAAACAAACACAUAUUCUCUGAUGUGAAAUUUGAAAAACAUGGAAAGUCGUCUAGUUUAUGCUACAAAUAAUCACUCAAGCCAGUACGAACAUAGGUUUGAGUUAAACAGUCAGUCAUACAUGUCUGAAAGUCAGGGAUUUGAAAGUGAAGGAAGAAAAUCUCACUAUGGUCAAUUUGAGAGAUCCUUUCAUGAGGGCUCAUUACUUUUCCACCAACAAACAUUUUCUCCCUAUUCCAAUAUCUGUUACGUUGGUAAUAAUGAGACAGUCUUUAUCCAGCCACCAUCAUUCAAUGGGUAUCUUAGUACAGAUAAUGUGGAACAACCUUCCAUGUGUAAUCCAACAAGUGAGGCCUUAAGUGAGAGCUCCAUCUUAAGUUUUUACAACAGUAUUUAUGAUGGAGCCAGAAUCUACCCAUGCCUUGAACCUGGGAAUCUCUUUGACCAAGAUGGUCUCAUGAAUCAUCAGAGAACUCAAUGUUCAGAGGACCAUGAUGAAAGGGAUGAACGUAGAAAUGUCUUUUAUCAAAGCUCAAAUCUUAUUACAGAUAGGAAUGUCCAUAUUGAAGAAAAUAACUACAGAUUUAGUGAAUGUGGUCAAGUUUCUAACCAGUCAUCACAACUUACUCAAUAUCCGAGUAUUCAUACUAAGGAGGAACACUGCAAGUGGAAUAAAUGUAGGAAAGUCUUCCCUCAAUUAUCAAAUCUAAACAGACACAGGAAAACCCACACCGGAGGGAAACCUAACCAAUGCACAGAAUGUGGCAAAACCUUUAGCAAGCCCUCCAACCUUACUCUACAUCUCACAGUUCAUACUGCAGAGAAGACUUGCAAAUGUACAGAAUGUGGCAAAGCCUUUACUCGCAGUUCAAACCUUAAUCGACAUAGGCGAAUCCAUACUGGGGAAAAACCAUAUAAAUGUCAGAAUUGUGGGAAAGCCUUUAACCAAAGUACGACACUUAUUCAACAUCAGCGAAUCCAUACUGGGGAGAAACCAUAUAAGUGUAAAGAGUGUGGCAAAACUUUUAUCAGUUGCUCAAAACUUACUCAGCAUCAGAGAAGUCAUACUGGGGAGAAACUAUACAACUGUACAGAAUGUGGCAAAGCCUUUACCAGGCGUUCGUAUGUUACUCAACAUCAGCAAAUUCACACAGGAGAGAAGCCUCAUAAAUGUACAGAAUGUGGCAAAGCCUUUACCAGGCGUUCACAUGUUAUUCAACAUCAGCGAAUUCAUACAGGAGAGAAGCCUUAUAAAUGUACAGAAUGUGGCAAAGCCUUUAAUCAGACUUCAAGCCUUAAUCAACAUAGGCAAAUUCAUACUGGGGAGAAACCAUACACAUAUGAAGAAUAUGGCAAAGCUUUUAAUUGCUACUCAAACCUUACUCCUCAUAAAAUAAUUCAUAGCACCAAAUAGUCUUACAAAUAUAAAUAAUGUGACAAAGCCUUAAAGUUAGCCGUCACCUCACUCAGCAUCAGAGAGAGAGCGUGUGCUGGAGAGGGACCCUAUAAAUGUAAUAAGUGAUGAAAGAGGUUUGUCCUAAGCAUACAAUUCAGGAAACACCAGAGAGUUCAUACUGGGAAGAACGUUUAAUGCUGUAAGAAAUGUAUGAAACGAAUUUAAAAACUCAGAUCUAAAUAAAUACAGAGAAUUCAUAAUGGAUAGCAUUCAGUCAUUAAGCCUUUUCUGGUAUUACUUUAAAUCAGGAUAAUAUAGAAAAUAAUCCAAAGUUAAAACACUUAGAAAAAUUAUUUCUUACUGUGGAUCAUAGGAUCAAGGUGAGAGAUGUUUGACAGUACAGUUAUCAUUGUAUCCUUAUUUAUAUUGACUUUAUGUGAAAUUUAAUAUGAGUCUCAAAAUACUACAUGCUAAACCUUUGUUUCUAGUGUGUAUGUGAGCUAAUUUUCUUUUUUUAACUAAUAUUCUUGAUCUUUGCUGCCUCAAAGUUAAGUGAAGCCCUUCUAUGUUAGGUAGAAAUAGUUUUUAUCUACCUUUCUAUGGAAUAUUAGGACCUUGAAAUGCGAAAUGUACAAUGAAAGUCUAAAUGGAGGUGAUGAUUGUCAUUGUUUAAAAUAUCUCUCUAUGUCACCAUUAGGUAAGUGUUCAGAAAAUAAUUCUUUGUAUUAAAGUAAGACAGAGGGUCAUUCUAAAUUUUAAAUAGUGGUGCCAAUGGUUCUUUAUGGAUAUAAAGAUGGGAGUUCACUGAAAUCCCCAUGUAUUUUUAUAACAGCAAUAACUAGAAGUCAUAAAUUUUACUUGACAUGGUAGCAAUCAGGAAAUCUUAUAUCUAAGAAAAGUAUAUGUAACAUUUCCCUGAAAGGUUAUUUAAUUAAUCUACAUCUUUGUUUACUAAGUAAUUGCUCUCUGUAAACCAUAAAUAUCUUAUUUCUCUGAUCAGUAUAUCAGAAGAACAAGAAUGUUUCCGAAUGCUUGUAAUCUGUGUUUUGAUCAAAGAUUAUAAACUUUGAAAAGUUUUAUUUCGCUUAUGUGUGAACUUCCUAUAUGUUAGUUAAUAAAAUGGAAUGGCUUUUACUAUAUUAAACUUCAGUAUAAUUGA